Molecule: messenger RNA, 1644 nt
Organism: Enhydra lutris kenyoni (northern sea otter)
Lineage: Eukaryota; Metazoa; Chordata; Mammalia; Carnivora; Mustelidae
Gene: ZWINT
Product: ZW10 interacting kinetochore protein
Exons: 9
Coding region: 32-892 (286 amino acids)
Biological process (GO): mitotic sister chromatid segregation; mitotic cell cycle checkpoint signaling; establishment of localization in cell
Cellular component (GO): kinetochore; nuclear body; dendrite
Source: RefSeq, a predicted model, not a curated record
GCGGAAGAGCAGAAGCCCACCGGCCGCAGACAUGGAGGGGCCGGAAGCCGGGGUGCGAGCCCCAGCGCUUCAGGUCCUGGCCAAGCUGGCAGACAUCGUGGAGCCCAUCGGCCGGCAAGAAGAGGCAGAGCUGCCGGCCCAGAUCCUGGCGGAGUUUGUGAUGGACUCCCGGAAGAAGGACAAGCUGCUCUGCAGCCAGCUUCAGGUAGUAGACUUCCUGCAGAACUUCUUGGCUCAGGAGGAUGUUGUCCAGGGACUAGACCCCUUGGCUUCUGAAGACACCAGCCGGCAGAAGGCACUUGCAGCCAAGGAGCAAUGGAAAGAGCUGAAGGCCUCCUACCAGGAGCAUGUGGAAGCCAUCACAGGUGCCCUGACCCAGGCUUUGCCCACAAUGGUGGAGGCCCAGAGGAAGCGGGCGCAGCUCCUCGGAGCCCUGGAAGAGCUCCAGGCCAAGAAGCGAGUGGCCACGGAGAGACUGAGAACAGCCCAGAAGCAGUGGCAGCUGCAACAGGAGAAGCAUCUGCAGCAUCUGGCAGAAGCCUCUGCAGAGGUGAGGCAGCGGCAGAGAGGAGCUCAGCAGGAGCUUGUGCAACUGUCUCAGGAGCUUGGAAGUCUGCAACAGCAGGCGGGGCAGAAGAGGGACACACUUCACAGGCACCAGACCUUCCUCCAGCUGUUAUACACUCUGCAGGGGCAGCUGCCGUUUCCCGAGGCAGAGACAGAGCUGCCACAGAUGCUGGAUCUUUCUAAGGAUAAGCCACAGACACAGAACCCUGGGGAUACCAUAGGGGAAGACAGGAGUAUGCCAUCCAAGGCUGAUGGCCCACAGCCUGCUGGAGAUCCGAGCUCACCUGGGCUUCCUGAGGGACAACAACAUGGGAAAGGAACCUAGAGCAGGUCAGACUCUGGACUCUGGUGUCCCUGGACUGUAGCAAGUGUUCUCUCUCACUUUUGCAUUGAUACAUGUAUAUGAUUGCAUCACUAAAAUCAGUGCUUAGUGGAUAUCACUGAUCUUGCCAUGCAUGAUUAAAGCACAUGAAAGCACAUGUCUUAGUCCAGAGAGUGAUGACCCUGCUUUUGAGAAGCAUGGAUUCAUGUUCCAAACCUGGUAAUAAACAACACUUGUAUUUUUGUGACUCAGUUGUCUUAUCUGUAAAAUGAGAAUGUUAAAAUAAAUGCUGUUUAAAUGCUAUUUUAUAUCUACUUCUCUGUUUCUGUAAUGUAGGUAGUAAUUUAAAUUUUGAAACAAUGUAAGUGAGUGCAAGAAUAUUUUUAUAUGUACCUAUUCAGGAGUAUACCUACCUGAAACACUUUGGAUUAGGUCAAUAGGUAGCCUUUACAAAAAUAGUGAAGAGGGCACUGGGAUAAAUUAUUGGGACCUAAAAAAAACAGAUCAGACUCUAAAAUCAACAUGUGCCUGCCCCAGCCUUUCAGAGAAUGUUGUAGGUUGUCUGUGAACCUUACCCUGGGGGUAAAAUAGAACACAUUGCUGGAUAUUUUCCGGGAGGAAAGAUCUUUGCGAGAAUAACGGUGUGUGAUACACCCCCAAUACCCUUUGAUUUUGUCCUAGGAGAAUAUGGUUCAAGUUUUUUAAUAAAAGGGGUUAUAAGAAUAUGACAGAAAAAGCCUACCCUUGCUGAAAUA